AUGUAUUUUGAAUAAGAAUGUAGAAAAUUUUUGAGACCACUUAGAUUAGAAUAUCAAAUGUUUGACAUGGGUCCUGAAAGACUCUCUCUUGCAAAUGGAACCUUGUUCAAACAUGAAAUUAGUGUAAUAAAUUGUUAGGGUCACCAAUUGAAAUGCUCCUUUUUUGAGAUAAACCCAUAAAGUGAUUGCUGUAUAAUUUAUUGCCAUGGUUUUAACGGCUGCCAAGUAGAAGGAGUGAAAUAUGCUCAUGUUGCUGCUCAAUAUAAUCUCAAUUUUUGCACUUUUGAUUUUCAAGGGUGUGGUCAAAGUCAAGGGGAUUUGAUUACUUUUGGUUAUUUAGAAUAGAAUGAUAUCACAUGCAUUAUUUUAGAUAUCAAAAAAAGAUUCUAAUAAAACUAAUUUAUUUUAUGGGGGAGAUCAUUGGGAGCGACUACUAUCUAGUUAAAGAAACAACCAUAUGUCAUUGGUUACGUGCUGGAUUCAUGUUUUACUGACUUGAACAAGGCAUGUGUGAGUAUGAUUUAGAAGUCCACUUCUUUACCAAAGUUGAUAAUUAAAAGUGCAUUAUAUCUACUUAAAGGGAAAAUUGAAUCAUAAGGCAAUUUCAAAUUUGAAGACAUCAAAAUUUAAAGGGCUGACUCUAGUGUCCCAACUCUCUUUAUUUGUAGUGAUUAAGAUACAUUAAUCAAAUCCAAAAAUACUAUUGGCUUAUUCUAGUAACAUAAUGGUUUGCGAGACCUCAUAAAGAUAUAAGGAGAACACAAUGAUUCCAGGUCCCUUUAGUUGAUUAACUAAAUAUGUUGUUGGUGUAAAGAGAGAUUUCAAUUUAACUUUUAAUAAUCCUGUCAGGAAUCAUCACCUGGAGAAAUUCGAAAAAAAUAUUAGCACCUUGCAGGAAGAAGCAGUCUAGUACAUACUCCUUCGGAUAUUAUAAGCAAAUAUGAAUAAAGCAGAUAAUAUGUUAAUCAUUGUCAAAACCAAUCUACAUCAGUGCUCAAAUACAAUAAUCAAUAUGUCAUCCAAACAAAAAAACUAUACUAUUAAGAAUAUCCUUAAAAAAUUGUUGGUUAAUAAUUCAAAAUCUUAUAAUAAAGGAUGAGUUCGGAAAUAGGGAACAGCAUCAAUUUUAUUCACAAACCAAUAUUUGAUUGA
Molecule: messenger RNA, 1152 nt
Organism: Paramecium tetraurelia
Lineage: Eukaryota; Ciliophora; Oligohymenophorea; Peniculida; Parameciidae
Exons: 4
Source: RefSeq, a predicted model, not a curated record